GGGAGAGCCGAGAAGCGGGGAGGGCGGCGGCGGCGGCGGCAGCAGCAGCAGCAGGAGUGGCGCGGUGACCGGACUGCCGGCCGGCUUCCCCCCGUUCCCUCCCUCCCCCGUUCAAGGGGCGACGGUGGUGAAGUUGGCAAACAUGAACUGACGGGGCACAAAGUUGCAGUGAAGAUCUUGAAUAGACAGAAAAUUCGGAGUCUUGACGUUGUGGGGAAAAUACGUAGAGAGAUUCAGAACCUGAAACUUUUUCGGCAUCCACACAUAAUUAAACUAUACCAGGUUAUCAGCACACCGUCUGACAUUUUUAUGGUGAUGGAAUAUGUUUCAGGAGGAGAACUGUUUGAUUAUAUCUGCAAAAAUGGAAAGCUUGAUGAAAAGGAGAGUAGACGUCUGUUCCAGCAAAUUCUUUCUGGUGUGGAUUAUUGUCAUAGGCACAUGGUGGUCCAUAGAGAUUUGAAGCCUGAAAAUGUACUACUUGAUGCACACAUGAACGCCAAGAUUGCUGAUUUUGGUCUCUCAAAUAUGAUGUCAGAUGGAGAAUUUUUAAGAACAAGCUGUGGUUCUCCUAACUACGCUGCUCCAGAAGUAAUUUCAGGAAGGUUAUACGCAGGGCCAGAAGUAGAUAUCUGGAGCAGUGGUGUUAUUCUCUAUGCUUUAUUAUGUGGAACUCUUCCCUUUGAUGAUGAUCAUGUGCCAACUCUUUUUAAGAAGAUAUGCGAUGGUAUCUUUUAUACGCCUCAGUACUUAAAUUCAGCAGUAAUUAGUCUCUUGAAACAUAUGCUACAGGUGGAUCCUAUGAAGAGAGCAACAGUGAAAGAUAUAAGGGAACAUGAAUGGUUUAAACAAGACCUCCCGAAGUACCUCUUUCCUGAAGAUCCUUCUUACAGUUCAACUAUGAUUGAUGACGAAGCCUUAAAAGAAGUCUGUGAUAAGUUUGAAUGUACAGAGGAGGAAGUGCUCAGCUGCUUAUAUAAUCGCAAUCAUCAGGAUCCUUUAGCAGUUGCCUAUCACCUCAUUAUAGAUAAUAGAAGAAUAAUGAAUGAAGCGAAAGACUUCUACUUAGCUACAAGCCCACCAGAUUCCUUUCUUGAUGACCAUUUUUCCCGACCUCACCCUGAAAGAGUGCCAUUUUUAGUUGCGGAGGUACCAAGGUCACGCCAUACACUCGAUGAGCUAAAUCCUCAAAAGUCCAAACAUCAGGGGGUUAGAAGAGCUAAAUGGCAUUUAGGAAUUCGGAGUCAGAGUCGGCCAAAUGAUAUAAUGGCAGAAGUUUGUCGGGCAAUCAAGCAGUUGGAUUAUGAAUGGAAGGUUGUAAAUCCAUACUACUUGCGUGUUCGGAGGAAGAAUCCAGUAACAGGCACAUAUUCCAAAAUGAGCCUGCAGUUAUACCAGGUGGAUAGCAGGACUUAUCUACUGGACUUCCGUAGCAUUGAUGAUGAAAUGAUUGAAGGAAAAUCAGGGACUACCACUCCCCAGAGGUCAGGCUCUGUGACUAAUUAUAGAUCUGGUCAGAAGGACUCGGACCCUGAUGUUCAAGCAAAACCAUCUGAUGCAUCUCUUACCUCUUCAGUGACCUCUUCACUUGACUCUUCUACAACCGAAUUAACCCCAAGAUCAGGGAGCCACACGAUAGAAUUUUUUGAAAUGUGUGCAAAUCUUAUUAAAAUACUUGCACAAUGAUUUAUAAGGUUGGCUUUUUUUUUUACAGCAAUAAGCAUGCCGAAAAAGGAAAAAAAAUCAUAGUCAAAUGCUUCCAAUUAUAAUCAAGUUACAGUUAACUUUGGCACUGAGAAGACUAGCCACAUUGCAGUUUGCACAGGAAUCGAACUUGCAUUUAGAAGCAGUCUACACCUCAUACUGCAUCCUUCCCAAACCAGACGUCCUCCAGAUGUGUUUGCCAUUCUGUCUGCAGAUUAGGAAGGGCACAUCUGGAGGUUUCCAGGUCGGGGAAGGCUAUCUUUAAUGUACCGAAGCAAAUUAUGAUUAAAUAGUCUACUGGAAUGAUGUGCAGGUACAAGAACAGUAUGUUUUACAUUGUGUAUCAUUAGGGCUUCAUGGAGUUUGACCUUUGUAUGCUGAUAAUUUAUUCCUUUUACAGUACAUGUGCUCAUUUAUGAGAUCAAAAGGCAACUUUUGGAUACCGUCUUUGCUUGUAUUCUGUUGUGUCAACAAAAGUGUUCCCCUGUCAAACAGCACUUCAGCCAUCUGGCACUUACCCUAAGUUUUCAACAGCCAAGUGGUGCACUUGAGUGGAAAAGACAAAAAAAAAAUGGUACUCUGCUUUGACCAAUUCGGACUGUGUCCUGAAAGUUAUAAUACCAAAUAUAACAAUCUUCAGCUUAAUUCAAUGAAGAGAAAGGCAGGGUCUGAAAAUACAUUGCGUGGGUUUUCUCAAAUAUUUGUUACAUGUGACAAGUUUCGGAAGCACUUUGUAAAAUGGUGAGGUGAGUGGUGUUUUAUUGUUCCUUGGAAGGCAAUCAGAAUUUAUAGUACGAAUGCACAACUUCCGACCAUGGAUCUAAGCAGGUGACCUUAGGAAGAAUUCAUAAGAUAGGGGUAUUUUUCCCUCCCACCACAACACAACUGAUCUGUGAGAAUGAUACUAUGCUUGACCCAGAUUGCAACUCUGCAGGUUUUCUGACCCAUGUUGGGUGUGUGGAAGCAGUUUUUGCAGCCACAACAGGAUAUGGAUUCUGUGCCUGAAUCUAAAAACAAUGGUUCCAUGGCUGAUAAGAUAGCCCAGACUGGUGUAUCCAGUUCUUGGAAUCCUGCCCUGCCCUGGGAUUUCAAUGGCUCCUGUUUUCAUAUAGUUUUCAUACAGAUCUCUAGCAGAUCACUCUUGUAGUAAGAGUGAUCUGGAUUUUGCCUGUGUUGCAUAAUCACUUUUUUAUACUGCUUUUAUAUAUACCGAAUUAAGAUUUCUAAAAGUUUUGAAAGAUGAAGUAACUUUGGUUUUGUUUUGAUAUGUGUAGAACUUAAUUGGUUAGGUCAGAAAUGAGUCAGCUGCCACAAAUUAAAUUUUCUUAUUGAAAAACUGCUAGAGAAAAUCUUCCCCCUCUCUACUGUGAAAAAUCUUGGGUUUUUUUAAUUGGAUAAAAUUACACUAAAGAAUUAAAGGAGGCUUAAUUUAAACUGAUUAAAAUUAUAGAAUGGUGUUUAAAUGGAAAUACUGUAUCAUGUUUCAGCAAUUCUUGUUUGGUGAAGACGUAACACUUAACCACAAUUUGCACAAUUUGAUUAUUCUUGGCAUAUAAAUUAAGAUUCCAAAUGUAUAAAUCCCAUUGAAAUGAGAUGAUAAACCAGAUUCUUGUGUUUAUGAAUUUGUUUUGAUGUCCUCUCUGCUCCUCUUAGCUUCCACAAUUGCUAUAACAAACUAUGAUGUUACUUUUCCCUCCUUAUUUUUAUUGUUGACAAGAAUUCUGUUUAUUUACCCACUGUAGAUGAUCUUUUAGUAAUUCUUGAUAUCAGUCUAUGUGACUUACUGUACUAGUUAUAUUGGUCCUAUUUUCGUUAUCAGUUGUGCUAAUGGUGUGGAAGAAAUAGAAAUCCUAGGAUAUUGUUCCUUGCCAACAAGCCCGCAGUUAAGAUAAGGCAGCAAUCAAGAGUUUUCAUCUUAAAAACAGACAAGAGGCUGAAAUUGAUUUUUGCUUCGUGCAGAUGCAACACUAGUUCAUGGGUAAUGCAGAUGCACUAAGUGAAAAUUUCAGAACACAGGCAAAUCCUUCACUGUGAUUUGAUAUGCAUAUGAUUAAGAAAAACAUCCAUUAAUAUGUGAUUAUUAAUGAGACUUAGGGUUAGGUUCAUAUAUCAUGCUAUGGCAUAACAGCUUCUGCCUGGCUUAGCAUGUUGUGUGACUCCCAGCUGUUAAACUUAAAGCUAUGCUAGUUGUAGCUUAUUAACAGACUGUGAUUCAGCAAACAUGGAUUAUGAUAUGUAUGCCCAGCCAAUUGUGGCUUAUUCAACAAACCAUGGUUAAGCAAACAAUGACAAAGCAUCUUCUUAUAAGACGCGCAGAUGCCAGAGAACAGAUCUCUUAAUUUCUCUUGCUUAAUGUGGUGCCUUUGGAAUGUUUUGCAAUAUGAUUUCAAUUAUCAUCAGCCUCCAAUUUCCAUGCUAAGCAGGGUAAUAAAAACUGUACACCAGCCAUUAUCAAGGAGACAUUAGCUUGGCUUCAUCUUGUAAAGUAAAAUCUUUUACUUUGAUGGGAAUGUAUAGCAGAGAUACCCAACUGAAUUGUCCCAGCAAAGAAUUUAAGAACAGCUGAUAAAGAGAGGCUUGGGUUUGAAUAUAAUGUGUAUCUAGUGAGUUUGUAUCAGCAACUCAAGAUGCACUGAAGAAGCCUGGUUCAGUCUAUAAAUGCAUGAAUUCAGAAGCUGCACUGUUUAAAUAAUUUAAUUAAGUAGACAUUGAACUUCAAAAUUUGUGCUAUGGUCAGGAGGCCCUCAAAUCUAUAGCCAUGGGCUUUUGCCAUGUGCUGGCCUUUUUAGAGGUGAACACUUAAGGUGAUCUUAUGAUAUAGUUUCAUACUUCAUUACGUCCCAGAUUUUAAACUGAUUUUAUAACUGAACUUGACUCAAAGUCAUGAAUAUGUACUCCAAAAGAGAUAAAAUGUGUGGGAAGGAAAGGGCAGCGGGGUGCGUAUAUGUGUGUGUAAAAGGAGUCGGUAGCUAAAUAGUGUUGCUGUGAUAUAUAAAGAGAGAUGGUUGUCUUGGGGACCAAGCAGUAGUCCUUAAUUUACAACAAGAAAAUAAAACUACUUGUUACAUCUUGCUCUGCUGCAUCUAUACAAUUACUGUGAUUUAUUUUUUUAUUGAUGCUGUCUUAAUUUGGAAUGGUUAAAACUGAACUUGGCAAAUGGCAUAAAUGACCUUUUUUUCCUUUAUAGCUCAAAAUUGUUUUUGGCAAGCUACAAUCUUAAAUUUGGAAAAAAAAUACCUAAAAAUUAGUGUGUGUAAACCAUAAGUGACAUGUUUCUCUGUAUCAGUGGCUCUAAGUCCAACCCGAAGUAAUAUUGUGUUGACUUCAGGGUUCCAUAUUUUUAAAACUGUCUGCAUAUUUAACUGUAGCUUUUGUAUGUUUCCUGCUCAAAUCCAACUGAAAUGAAUGGAAGAUAUCUGCUAGCCUCAUCAGCUUGAUUUUAUAUUUGGUGUCUACAUUAAGAAAUGUUAUCAUGUAUAAAACUUUUAAUUUUUUUAAUGUAUAUAAGUUUUACUGAGUGUUGGGCGGGGUGGGGGGUGUCACAUUAUCAGGCCUUAACUUCUUUGGAAAAUGAGGGCCAAAGUACAUAGCAAAAAGGUACAGUUGCCUAUUCUUAAAUACAGAAUUUUGUAAUUUUUCUUUAAAAGCCAUUUCAAUGCUCCCUUUUUAAUUUUUUGUUAACUUGGGCAGAAGAAUAUCUUGGAUGUAUUCAAGCAAAAAAAUGAAUCAAUGUUUUUGUAACAAUUUUUAGACUUAGAGUAAAAUAUUGAUGUUGAAAUUACUCCCCCCCCCCUCUUUUAACUCAGGCCUUGUAUGGUCCAAUAGCUUAUUUACUGGCACUUCUUAGUGAUACAGGAAGGUCAGAGCCGUUGAUCAUGAAAUACAAGCUACUUUGCAGAACUGACCAUGAUGGGAACUGUGAAGAGAAAAAAAAAUCUGUUUUAAAAAUGAAAAAUAACAAGUCUAUAGCUUGACUAAGCAGCCUAUUCAAAUAUUGUUCCUUUGGGCUCAUUCCAUUGGAAAAACCCUUCAGAUGAUCUGUUUUUAUUGCAAACACUUCAUAAUUAAUUACUGAAAAGUGGGGGGGGGGUGAUGUAGGAAGUGAAAACCUUGUGCAAUGUAAAUUCUUAACAUUGGUAAAAAGUAAAAAAAAAAUCCCAUCCAUUUUCAUAGUGCAAUCUUUCCAAAGGCUGACUUUCACAUAUUUUGUCAUUUUUAACUUUUCAAUCAGUAUAAAAUUUGAGAUAAUUUUGCCAACUGAUUUUUACCAUUGUAUUGCUUAUGAAAUGGAUGAUCACCAUUUCUCAAAAACAAUAUGUGCCUACUUUUAUUGCAUAUUCUCUCUCUCUCUUUCUCCCUCUCUCUUUUGGGAGGGAAUCAAUAUUGAAUGAAAAUGCUUGUGAUAGCUGUAUAUGACCUGUUACUUUUAACAAACAUUAAACUGUAUGCAAGUAAACCUUGAA
Molecule: messenger RNA, 6164 nt
Organism: Ahaetulla prasina
Lineage: Eukaryota; Metazoa; Chordata; Lepidosauria; Squamata; Colubridae
Gene: PRKAA1
Product: protein kinase AMP-activated catalytic subunit alpha 1
Exons: 9
Coding region: 310-1683 (457 amino acids)
Biological process (GO): protein phosphorylation; intracellular signal transduction
Cellular component (GO): cytoplasm; centrosome
Molecular function (GO): AMP-activated protein kinase activity; ATP binding
Source: RefSeq, a predicted model, not a curated record